Myripristis murdjan (pinecone soldierfish) is the source of this 3991-nucleotide messenger RNA. It is a transcript of the gene pcyt1aa, whose product is annotated as phosphate cytidylyltransferase 1A, choline a. Gene Ontology annotation, molecular function: phosphatidylcholine binding; choline-phosphate cytidylyltransferase activity. The record is from RefSeq and is a predicted model, not a curated record. The coding region runs from base 368 to 1480 and encodes 370 amino acids. Gene Ontology annotation, biological process: CDP-choline pathway. Gene Ontology annotation, cellular component: endoplasmic reticulum. The transcript is spliced from 9 exons. Lineage: Eukaryota; Metazoa; Chordata; Actinopteri; Holocentriformes; Holocentridae.
AGGUUGUCCGGAGUUUUGUAGUUCCUGUGCUGUUGACCUGUCAGCACUACAGUGUGUCUAUCUGUCACUGUCGAUAAUAUCUGUUGUAGCAGGUUGCAACUUUCCUCCUGUUGCACGUCGAGUGGCUCGCCGUCGGCCGUACGAGCUCGUCCGUGCUGUUGUUUGCGUUAGCUGGUUAAAUUAGCCACAGCACUAACUAGCAGCUAACAAGCCCAGAAACUUGACAGCUAGUAACACUGUAAUCCGAAGGUAGCUAGCAGCGUUAGCUAGCUUUCUUCUGAGUUAGCUAGCUAGCCUGCUGGCUGUCCGGGGCUAGAAAGCCGCCCACUUUUGCAAAACACAAAUCUUGACGAAAAAGUGAACGAGAAUGGAGGCCCACAGCUCCAGCCCACUGCUGCUCUCCAGGAAGAGACGGAGAGAGGGGUCCAAUGGAGAAACAGAGGAGGGAGAGAGGCCUGGGAAAGUCCCCAGAUGUACUGUGGGGCUGAAGCACCCAGCUCCCUUUGCAGAUGAGCUGGAGCCAGCUGAUGACAAACCCUAUCUGAGAGUCAGCAUGGAUGAGGCCAAGAGGGGAACACCACCUGACAGGCCGGUGCGGGUGUAUGCAGAUGGCAUCUUUGACGUCUUCCAUUCGGGUCACGCCAGAGCCCUCAUGCAGGCUAAAGGCCUUUUCCCAAACACACAUCUCAUUGUCGGAGUGUGCAGCGAUGACCUGACCCACAAGUACAAAGGCUUCACAGUGAUGAAUGAGGACGAGCGCUACGAUGCGGUCAGUCACUGUCGCUAUGUGGAUGAAGUGGUGCGCAACGCUCCCUGGACGCUAACACCAGAGUUCCUCGCCAAACACCGCAUUGACUUUGUGGCCCACGAUGACAUCCCGUACUCCUCAGCGGGAAGCGAUGAUGUUUACAAGCACAUCAAGGAGGCAGGCAUGUUCGCCCCCACCCAGCGGACGGAGGGCAUCUCCACUUCUGACAUCAUCACACGCAUCGUCCGGGACUACGAUGUGUACGUGAGACGCAACCUGCAGAGAGGAUACACUGCCAAGGAGCUCAACGUUAGCUUCAUCAAUGAGAAGAAGUACCAUCUGCAGGAGCGUGUGGACAAGGUGAAGAGGAAGGUGCGUGACGUGGAGGAGAAGAGCAAAGAGUUUGUCCAGAAGGUGGAGGAGAAGAGCAUUGACCUCAUCCAGAAAUGGGAGGAGAAAUCCAGGGAGUUUAUUGGCAAUUUCCUGCAGAUGUUUGGCCCCGAGGGAGCACUGAAGCACAUGUUGAAGGAGGGGAAGGGCCGGAUGCUGCAGGCCAUCAGCCCCAGACAGAGCCCCAACAGCAGCCCCACCCGCGAGGAGCGCUCUCCCUCUCCCACCUUCCGCCUCCCCUUCUUCACCAAGACCUCGCCACCACCCUCCCCUCCUCCCCACCACAGCGCGGCCCGGGGAUACCCCAUCAGUGAAGACGAUGAUGAAGACGACGAAGAUUAGAGCACACUGGAAUUGUUCCCUUCGUCGGGCUGCAGUCAGGCUCACCUGUUAACCGAGCUGUCAAAUUGUACCAACAAGUCUUGGCAGUUUUUAUCGAGCACCUGCUUCCAUCACUUUUUUGUUUGUUUGUUUGUUUGUUUGUUUGUUUGGAUUUUAUCCUUACACUUAGCACUGUUUUCAGUGAUUUCAGUGAGUUUCACAUCGACCACUCACUGUAACAGCAAGUUUCACCACAGCUCUUGUUUUUAAUAGCUAAUUUUAAAACACUCGUUCAGUUUCUUUUUAAUCAAGUCACUUGAGUUAUUUGGAAGUUAUCAUAGCCUUUCAUGUGUUAGUCACCUCUGAUUUUUGAGUUUGUAGUAGUCACUCACUGUCACUUGCUCAUAGGAAUACUUGUUGGUGUUAAACUCGGAGCACUCUUCUGUCUGGUAUUGUCAAGCCUGGCACUGUGGUGCAGUAUGAGCUUGUGUUUUUUGUCUUGUUGUCAUGGCUUUAGCGGGAGGGCUCGCAGGUUGUUUUUUCGUGACUUGGAAGAGAACACCUAGUUUGGUCUGGGAGGUGAGCUGAGACCUCACAUGCACUGCUGAAUUUCUCCAUGUGGAGUUAGCCUUUCAGAGCAGGUCAGAAAGAUCUGCUCAUGUGGUGGGACGGUUAUACUCCGCUCAUGCUAACGUAAAAUCAAACUGGGUUUCUGUUUGUUCUCAGUCAAAAUCUGGCUUGGUAAUUGGUUUUAAGAUAACAGGAAAACAGACAGACAGGAAACUCCAGAUGUGUUUAAAUGUGAACUGAACCUGAGAGUACAUGAGUGUUAAAUUGUUGCCUCAACUUUUUCCCAAGUUAAUGUGUGUCUGUUUGCCUGCAUGAGGCCAUGGUUGUGUGUGAGUGUGUAUGUGUGUGUGUGUGUGUGUGUGUGUAUGUGUGUGUGCGCAACAGCAACAGCGACAGCAAGCUCUUAUAAAGGCAUGUUUGAAAUGUCUGUCAAAAUUCUCCCUCUGUUGACAGAUCUGGGUUCUGCUUUGACAUCUUUGCACAUUAUAAUAAAUCAACAUUUGUUGUGUUGAUUAAUGUUGGAAAACUACUAAGUUUCAAACUGGACCCCUUUCAAUAGUGCACACAGAAAGAUGUCUUGUAAAAAUUAUGUUUCUCUGUUUUACAAUCACAUUUAAAUGUUGUUUAUUGUAGAAAUGUUCUUGUUUCUGUCAUUGGUAAAUUUCAUGUUAUGUUCAAUUAUCAUCUUUACAGAUGAUAAAACUAUUCAUCCCUGAGUUGUUAAGAAGUGCUUUGUUAAUCUCAUAAGACGACGGACUUAUACACAAAAUUUAUUUAGUGUGAAGCAGAACUGGGGCCUCAUGAAAAUUAAAUCUACAACACUAAAACCUGGGGUGACUCUAGAAAUUAUUUUCAGGUCUUCAUGUAUCAGAAUAUUGGAGGAAAAUAUCUUCUGAGUAAAUCAUAAGCACAAAUUGGUAUCUUUUAUAAACAAGGCCCCCAGAUCUCUGCAUUGCUAAUGAAAAUCUUUCUCUUCCCUUUACAGUCCUGAGAUGGUGAGGCUGGGUUUCCCGGUCAUACAACAAUCCAUAGUAUUUGAUUAUAGUUCACACAUGUGAGCCAGUGGACACAGAUGGUCUCAGUUCAGAGGUGAUUUUAGACAGACUAAACUCUGCUCUAAACCACACAGGAGGGGAAAACCAGAUUUUAUGUAACAGUGUAACUCUAGACAUACAUUUAUAGAGCUACCUCUUGCUUGAACCAGUCCCAUUCCUUCAGAUGAGCACAAGAGACGGGGGAUUUUUCUGUCUGAAGAGCCAUUGUUCAAGCACUGAAGUGAUUUGACUUGGUCAAAUAUUUGAGAUUUUCUGGCCUUGGGGUGUGUCCUAAAUCUCCAUGGUGACAGAGCAUGUGUUUUAGUUGCUUUAGAACCCAAAUUCUAUGGUUGAAGACUCUUGUAAUCCUAUUACAUGACUUAAAUGUAAAUGUUAACACAUAGGAUUGACCUGUUCUAGGCUUGAUUUCUCAAAGCACUUAAUGUGUAUGUCACCACAGUUAAUUUAUAAUCACACUUAAAAGGACACUCCUAAUUCUAAUACCAGUAAAACCUAUUAUAGGAUGGAAAAUGACCCCAUAUAUUGAGUUGUAAACUGCUAUGUUACUUUUCUGCAUUACAAUAUGUCUGGAGUAGUAAAAGUUCUGAACCUUGCUAAGAAAACCCAGCAUAGAUUUUGGUGCUAAGAAUUUUUUUGGAAGUCUAGCCUUGAUUCUUGUGGAAUCUCUUUCUGACGUUAGUCUGAAUUUCAGUAAGGACAUGUCCAGUUUAGAUCUCAACGUGGAAAAGACUUCAGUGACAUCCAGUAACAGUUAUUGUACCUGAUGCAAAAUGUAAAUGUCCUCAACAGCUCAUUUGUUUUAAUCAUGUUAUUUUACUGCUUGGGGUUGUUUUUGUUUAAGUCCUGGAUGUGGAGGUCAGUGAAUGCAAGAAAGGAAAAAAAUAUGUAUUAAAAAUGUUAGCCAAAG